UCCGAGGCGGGCGCGGGCUGAGAGCCCGGGAUCCCCGGGACCAGGCGCUGCCAAGACGUUGCGCGCUGCCACCGGGGCCCGCAGCUGAGAAUAAAUAUGGCAGAGCUUUCUGAGCCAGAAGGACCCGUAGAUUGGAAAGAAAGAUGUGUAGCUCUGGAGUCCCAGCUCAUGAAAUUUAGAGUUCAAGCAAGCAAGAUACGAGAGCUCUUAGCAGAGAAGAUGCAGCAGCUUGAGAGACAAGUUAUUGAUGCUGAACGUCAAGCAGAAAAAGCUUUUCAACAGGUACAAGUUAUGGAAGAAAAGUUAAAAGCAGCUAAUAUCCAAACCAGUGAAUCAGAGACAAGGUUAUAUAAAAAGUGUCAAGAUCUGGAGUCUCUAAUACAGGAAAAAGAUGACAUCAUUCAAAACUUGGAACUACAACUUGAAGAGCAGAAACAAAUAAGAUUACAAGAAGCUAAAAUAAUAGAAGAGAAAGCAGCUAAGAUCAAAGAAUGGGUAACAGUUAAGUUAAAUGAGCUGGAAUUGGAGAAUCAGAAUCUUCGUUUGAUCAACCAAAACCAAACUGAAGAGAUAAGAACAAUGCAGUCAAAACUACAAGAAAUUCAAGGAAAGAAAACGUCCAUUGUCUCUACACUGAAGCUUUCAGAAGGCCAGCGCCUGAGCAGUUUGACCUUUGGCUGCUUUUUAUCUCGAGCAAGGAGUCCUCCUAAAGUAGUAAAAGCUGAGGAAAUGCGCAAAAUUUCAUCUAAAGAACCUGAGUUCUCUGAAGGAAAAGACAUAGAAGAAAUGGAAAUUCCAGAAAAGUCUGUUGAUAACCAAGUUCUAGAAAACAGCAGAGGCCAGAGAACAUCACAUCAAACUCCUUGUGGCUCAGAACAGAAUCGGAAUACAAGGACAAGCUUUGGAACAGAGGGGGGCAUAUCACAGAAUUUGGGAGCUCCAGUGAGUGACUGGAGUUCUGAUGAGGAAGACGGGAGCAAAGGAAGAUCCAAGUCCAGGUGCACGUCUACCCUUUCCAGUCACACAUCAGAAGAAGGAGUCCAGUGCAGCAGGACGGGGAGCGAGACGUAUCUGACAGCAUCUGAUGACAGUAGUUCCAUAUUUGAAGAAGAGACUUUUGGCAUAAAGAGACCAGAACACAAGAAGCUUUAUUCUUGGCAACAGGAGGCACAAUGGAAAGCUCAGAAUAGUUUUCUUGGAAAGGGAAAUUCUGAAUCAAGUAAAAAGGAACAAGAUAGUUCCUCAGAUGAACUGAAUAAAAAAUUUCAGUCUCAGAGACUGGAUUAUUCAUCUUCAUCAAGUGAGGCCAACACCCCAAGCCCUAUUUUGACCCCAGCUUUAACUCCAAAACAUCCUAACUCACUCCCUGGAAAAGGAACACAAUUAGUGCCUUCAUCAAACCUGCCACCCCCAAAGCUAAGGAUUCCUAAUGUUUUCAGUAUAAGUGUAGCACUAGCCAAAAGGCACUUAAGCCAGCCACAGUUAAGUUCUGACAGGAUGUUUGGUACAAACAGAAAUGCGAUAAGCAUGAUACGACCACUGAGACCUCAGGAAACUGAUCUUGAUCUAGUUGAUGGUGACAAUACAGAAAUUUUAGAGAAUAUGGACACGAGUUGUGAUGAUGGAUUAUUUUCCUGUGACGCCCUGGAAUCUCCAUGUUCAGAUGAGCAGGAAAUCUGUGACUCUGCAAAGAAGGCAGCAUGUAGCAAACCUCCAACUCCUCCCUUGCACCGUUUUCCUUCUUGGGAAAGCAGAAUUUAUGCUGUAGCCAAAUCAGGUAUUCGAAUGUCUGAGGCUUUCAAUAUGGAGAAUGUGAAUAAAAAUUCUGUUGCAGUGCUUUCAUAUACUACAUCGGGACUUUAUACAUCUCUGAUAUAUAAGAAUAUGACAACCCCAGUGUAUACAACUUUGAAGGGGAAAGCAACUCAGAUAAGUAACAGCCCUUUCCUGGAUGACUCCUCCGGGUCAGAGGAAGAAGACAGCUCCAGAUCUAGCUCCCGGACGUCAGAGUCAGACACACGCAGCAGGAGUGGGCCAGGCAGCCCUAGAGCCAUGAAACGAGGUGUGUCUCUCUCCUCUGUGGCUUCUGAAAGUGAUUAUGCUAUUCCUCCUGAUGCGUACUCCACAGACACAGAGUACUCACAGCCAGAGCAGAAGCUCCCUAAAACUUGUUCAUCUUCUAGUGAUAAUGGGAAAAAUGAACCACUGGAAAAAUCUGGCUAUUUAUUAAAAAUGAGUGGUAAAGUCAAGACAUGGAAGCGGAGAUGGUUUGUUCUAAAAGGUGGUGAAUUGCUUUACUACAAAUCUCCGAGCGAUGUAAUUAGAAAACCCCAGGGCCACAUUGAACUUAGUACAUCCUGCAGUAUUUUAAGAGGUGAUAACAAACAAACAGUUCAGAAGACAACAUUUGCUAGAAAGGUACAUUAUCAAUGUUUCCAGUGGAUUAUACCUGAAAACUCAAAAAUUCAGAAAGGAGAAUCAGAGAAAGCUUUGUCUUGGGAUUCUCCCAAUAUAUUGGAAGAAUGGAUUAAGGUGUUACAGAAUGUUCUUCGAGUACAAGCUGCCAACCCACUUUUCCUGCAGCCUGAGGGCAAACCAACUGUGAAGGGAUUGCUCACUAAGGUGAAACAUGGCUACUCCAAGAGAGUCUGGUGUACACUUAUAGGAAAGACAUUAUAUUAUUUUCGUAGUCAAGAAGAUAAGUUUCCUUUAGGUCAGAUCAAACUCUGGGAGGCUAAAGUUGAAGAGGUCGACAGAUCUUGUGAUUCAGAUGAAGAUUAUGAAGCCAGUGGGCGUAGUCUGUUAUCCACACAUUACACAAUCGUCAUCCACCCCAAAGACCAAGGUCCCACUUACCUUCUAAUUGGAUCUAAGCAUGAAAAGGACACUUGGCUUUAUCAUCUGACUGUUGCAGCUGGAAGUAACAAUGUAAAUGUUGGAUCUGAAUUUGAACAACUUGUUUGCAAAUUGCUAAAUAUAGAAGGGGAACCUUCCUCUCAGAUAUGGAGACACCCCACUUUGUGUCACAGCAAAGAAGGAAUCAUUUCCCCUCUGACAACACUGCCUUCUGAAGCUCUACAGACAGAAGCUAUUAAAUUAUUUAAGACCUGCCAGCUUUUUAUAAAUGCUGCAGUUGACUCCCCUGCGAUUGAUUACCACAUAUCUCUAGCCCAGAGUGCUUUACAAAUCUGUCUGACACAUCCUGAGCUACAGAAUGAAAUUUGCUGUCAGCUUAUUAAACAGACAAGGCGAAGACAGCCACAAAAUCAACCAGGACCAUUGCAGGGUUGGCAGCUCUUGGCGCUCUGUGUUGGGCUCUUCCUUCCCCAUCAUCCUUUCCUGUGGCUCCUCAGGCUCCACCUAAAGAGGAAUGCAGAUUCCAGGACAGAAUUUGGAAAAUAUGCCAUUUACUGCCAGCGAUGUGUAGAUAGAACUCAACAAAAUGGAGAUCGAGAAGCCAGACCCUCAAGAAUGGAAAUUCUUUCAACUCUUCUUCGAAAUCCUUAUCAUCAUUCUUUACCCUUCAGUAUACCAGUACACUUCAUGAAUGGGAUAUAUCAGGUAGUUGGGUUUGAUGCAUCCACCACAGUGGAAGAAUUUUUGAAUACUUUGAACCAGGACACAGGAAUGAGGAAGCCAGCCCAGUCUGGAUUUGCAUUGUUCACUGACGAUCCUUCCGGCAGAGAUUUAGAGCAUUGUCUUCAAGGAAACAUCAAGAUUUGUGACAUUAUUUCUAAAUGGGAACAGGCUUCCAAAGAACAGCAGCCUGGAAAAUGUGAAGGUACAAGAACUGUUCGUCUGACUUAUAAAAACAGACUAUAUUUCUCAAUGCAAGUUCGUGGAGAGACUGAUAGAGAAAAGUUGCUGUUAAUGUAUCAGACAAAUGAUCAAAUAAUAAAUGGACUUUUUCCUCUGAACAAGGAUCUGGCAUUAGAAAUGGCAGCUCUUUUAGCUCAGGUGGAGAUCGGAGAUUUUGAAAGACCUUUCUCAACUCCAGCAGGACAUAUUACUAAUCAGUGCAAAGCAAAUCAAACUCUAAAACAAGUCAUAGAGAAAUUUUAUCCCAAAAGGUAUAGAGAUGGCUGUUCUGAAGAACAGUUAAGGCAGCUUUGCCAGCGACUAUCAACCAGAUGGAUGGCCCUCCGAGGACACAGUGCUGCUGAUUGUGUACGAAUUUAUUUGACAGUAGCCAGGAAGUGGCCAUUCUUUGGUGCCAAGUUGUUUCUUGCAAAACCCAUAAUUGCAUCAUCACUUGGAAAUACUUUCAUGUGGCUGGCUAUACAUGAGGAUGGUUUAAGCAUCUUGGAGUACAACUCCAUGAGGUUAAUAGUCAGCUAUGUGUACAAGAGUCUAAUGACCUUUGGAGGUUACCAAGAUGAUUUUAUGGUAGUCAUUAACAAUACACAUUCAAAGGACAAACCAACAGAAAAAUUACUUUUUGCCAUGGCAAAACCCAAGAUUCUUGAGAUCACUCUUUUGAUCGCCAGUUACAUAAAUAACUUUCAUCAGCAAAAAACAGCAUUUCACCACCUCUCUGCUCCAGCACUGCUCUCAGCCCGGCCCCAGGGAACCCAGACCAGGGCAAUGGGAAGCCAGCCCCUUCUGUCAAGCAGCAGACCAACCAAAGGCCCCACCUUACUCUGAAAGCCUGAGCAUUCAUUUCUUGUCCUCUAUGCAAGGGCUGCAUCCGUUCCCAACAAGUUUGUUUACCCCUGGCAGCAUGGUAUCCACACAUCAGUGUUCCAAACUUUAACAGCAAUGGGAGUGACUCUCUUUUAUCUGAUUCUUAAUUAUUUAAAUGAAUAUUAACAAUGAAAUAUAAACACAAAUUUGCCAACACGCUAAUUUUCUCUUAGAAUAAAUGGGUUAGAAUUCAUCAGUUUUUCCAUCUCCCUACCCCCUUGUUAUUAGACGCAUCAUUCAGUAUGGUGUUUUUCUUUCUUUUUAAUAUUCUGGCGAUCUUUAGAAGGGGAGAUUCCAAAUUCUCAUUUACUAAAACAGUUGAUUAUUUGGAAAUGUUCACUGCCAAAAAAGUAAGUACUGUAAUUAAAUGUUUUUAAUCAAUGAUAUGGUGUUUGGAGAGGAGUUCACAGUGUAAGAAACAGCUGUGGUGUGAAGAGUAAAUUUUAGAGCAAGUACAAUAAAUCGUCUGGGUCUAUGAAUCAUUAAAUGAGAAAGCAGGAGUUAGGUAACCUAAACCUCCUAUGUGGUAUUAGAAAAGUAUACCCUGUCACCUUUUCAGAUCAUUGGAGUGUAAAAUUUAGAAUGAGACAGUGAUUCCAGACAUUCCUUGGCUGUCAACAUAGCCCAGGUUCACUGGAAUAUUCCCCACAUUUCACUGCAUUUGGUCAUCUUGACCUUGCUUUGUUAAGUAAUAAUAUCUUUGAAAACAAAGACAAUCUUUAAAGCUUUGCCCCUCAUACAGUCCUUUCUAAUUAUAGUUUGAAAAUAAAUUCCAAAAACAUUUUUUAAAAGAAAAGAGAAAGUAAUUCUUCUGUCAAAGGAGGUAAAAUUUUAGUUGAUAGAGUCUUGAAAUGUAUUACUUUACUAGGGUACGUAUAUGGUCAGGGCAUUCCAGUAUGUGUCAAAACAGUGUAAUUAGUACUCAUGGUAAAAAUGAAACUGUGAUAAGACAUGAAAAUUAUAUUAUAAAAAUGUUCAAUUGUAAUAGUAAUCAUAAGUAUACUUAAUUUUAUUUAUGUAUAGAAUAUUUGUAUUUAUUUUUUGACAUGUAUUUAUCACUUUGUCAUAUUUUUUUAAGCAAUUUGUAAAAAAUGUUAGCUGCUGAGUUAAUUUGUUGGCAGAGCCUUCAUUAUUUUCUUCUUUGCUGCUUUCUCCUUAUGGCAAUGUACUGUUCUUACAUUAAGCCUUGUAAAAAUGUUCCAUCCCAUAUUAGCAUCCCUAGAAGGGGCACAACCAAGAAAUGCAUUGCUUAAGUAAUAUUGUGCUUUAUUUGUAAUGACAGAAGAUCGAAAAAAAAACAUUGAAAUAGAUUUCCAUUGACUAUUUCCUCUACAUCUUUUGAGCCACAACUACUCACUGAGUAAGCAAAUUAGUUUUUGAAAAUAAACUGCUUACUAGUUUGGGAUGCCUCUCAGGAGCCAUUUGGCUGUGACACAGUAGAGUUUCUAAGUUCCCAGAAAGCAAUUUCAUAAUUAGAUGGUGAGCCAGAGGCUUGGCAGAGCUGUUACUUAUAUGUGAGGCUUUAUUCUCAGGCAAUAGUUUAUUCACCAUCUGGUAAACCCCUCCCCCGAAUCUUCUAAUUUAAACAGGUAGUGAAAGUUUAGCUUAAACCGUAGUACCUUAGACGUGGCAUUUAUUUUUGAUAGAGCAGAGAUAAAAUAUUUUGAUGGAAAGAAAUCAAUUUUCUGUAACUGAUGAUGUGAAAAUUUUAUUUUCUGGGAAAUUAUAUAGCCAUUUAAAAAAUUCAAGGUAUGUUAUUAUGAUUGGUUACAAGAGAAUAAUGGUGGAUGUUUAAUUGUAAUAUUUGUCUCCUAUCAUUUUCUUUCCUUUCAAUCAUAAUAAAUGAUUUACAAAACCCA
This is a messenger RNA of Microcebus murinus (gray mouse lemur), 6542 nucleotides long. The record is from RefSeq and is a predicted model, not a curated record. Lineage: Eukaryota; Metazoa; Chordata; Mammalia; Primates; Cheirogaleidae.